CUAAGUCUCUUUUCUAGGUUAACAGGCUGCAGAUUAUCAGAGCGAUCCCUGGAAGCUCUUUCUCUGGUUCUCAGUUCUCAUUCCUCCAAUCUGAAAGAACUGGACCUGAGCAACAGUGACCUGCAGGAUUCAGGAGUGAAGCUGCUCUCUGUUGGGCUGCAGAGUCCAAACUGUAAACUGGAAAGUCUCAGGAUGUCUAACUGUUUGAUUGCGGAGGCUGGGUGUGAUUUUUUGGCUUCAGCUCUGAACACCAACCCUUCCCACCUCAGAGAACUUGACCUGAGUCACAACAAUCCAGGAGAGUCAGGAAUGGAGCAGUUAGUCGCUGGACUAGAGGACCCAACCUGGAGACUACAGACGCUUAGGUUGGACCACUGUGGAGAGCAGACGCUGCAGCCUGACAUCAGGAAAUAUACCUGUGAACUUGAGCUGGACUCAAACACAAUAAACCGAAACCUCAAACUGUCCAAAAGCAGGGGGAAGAUAUUUUCAAGUUCCCAUGAAUAUCCAGAUCAUUUAGAAAGAUUUGACUUCUGGCCCCAGGUGCUGUGUAAACAUGCUCUGCCUAGUCGUUGUUACUGGGAGGUGAAAUGGAAAGGACAGGUUGAUGUAGCUGUAAGCUACAGAGGAAUCAGCAGAAGAGGAAACAAUUCUGAAUCUUUGUUUGGAGGAAAUGAUAAGUCCUGGACUCUGACAUGCUUCUUCAACCAGUUUGCUGUCUUCCAUAGCAAAGAAAAAAAGGAAAUACGUUUGUCCUCCCAUGUUUGUAACAGAAUAGCAGUCUAUGUUGACCAUCCUGCUGGCAUUCUGUCCUACUAUGUUGUCUCCUUUGACACAUUGAUCCACCUCCACACCUUCCACACCACAUUCACCGAACCACUUUACGCUGGAUUUGGAUGUGACCGGCACAAGGUACUUGACUGGUUAACAGUUAGGUCUUCAGUGUCCAUUUGUUCACCGUUAGUAGAUAAGUCUGUAAAAGCUGCUGCUGAGCAGAGAUAAACUACUUAGGUAGUAAAUAUGUUGUUUAAUGUCUACUAAUUUAAAAUUACAGUAAAUUUGUUGGGUUUUUUUUACAGUAUAAACAGGAGUUUGUGUUGCUGUUUCUUGUCAAUGUUUUAAUUAGAUUAACAAGGUGAAAAUAUUGACUGGCUCCAGGUUGAAAGAAAAAUCUUGUUUAAGUUUGAGCAAUAAAAUUUAUUAUAGAUUUUUUAAAAAACACAACAUUUCUGAUGUAUUUAAAUAAAAUAGCCGUCCAGGGUUUCAAGGUCUGAUUAACUUUUUUCCUCUCUGACCUCUUAAACCAACUGAGACUUUGUUUUAGCCAACUUUCAUUUGAUUCAAUCUGUACUGAUUUGUUUUAUGUUUUCUCUUGAGUUUUUAAUUCCUUUACAGGGUUGUGUGUUUAGCAUUUUCAUUUUAUUUGAUGUUUCCUUUUUUUCUUAUUUAUCUCCGAUGUUCAACACUUUGUCUCAGCUGUGGCUGCUGUUAAAGAAAUUCAUAAAUAAAACUGAAAAUGAC
Messenger RNA from Xiphophorus hellerii (green swordtail), 1521 nucleotides. RefSeq names its product ribonuclease inhibitor-like. Lineage: Eukaryota; Metazoa; Chordata; Actinopteri; Cyprinodontiformes; Poeciliidae. Gene Ontology annotation, molecular function: protein binding. The transcript has 4 exons. The record is from RefSeq and is a predicted model, not a curated record. The annotation marks the transcript as partial.